GAGGCGGAGUAUGUGUGUGUGUAGGAAGUAUCUCCACAGAUUGGCUGAGUGUGUGUAGAGCGGUGACCUCCUCCACAGCGAGCGUGUCGCUAACCACCAUUAACAUUUCAACUAAACAAAAACACAUCCACGGGAGGAAACCAGGCGCUUACCCGCCUUCCAGGAGAUAAAGAUUUGGUCUUCUCCUCUUUUUUCCCCCCCUCCUUCUCGUCCAGGCUGAAGCGGUGCAGCAGCAGCUGGGGCCAGAAGCGAGCAGUAUGCAUUCAGACUGCAGGCUGCUAUGGGCAGAGCGGUAAUGGUGGGCAGGGGACCGACAGGGGCCGGGGUGCUCGUCCUGUCCGUGCUCAUCGUUCUCACCGCGGAGGGCUGUCGAGGGCAGAAAGGUGAUGGCUGCGGACCCAGUGUGCUCGGCCCCAGCAGCGGGACGCUGUCCUCUCUGGACAAUCCGAGGACAUACCCGAGUGACACUGUGUGUGAGUGGGAGAUCACUGUGCCGCGUGGAAAGAUCCACUUUCGAUUUGCUCUGCUGGACUUAGGAGACAGUGACUGCCAGGUUAACUAUCUCCGCCUCUACAACGGCAUCGGAUCCAAAAAGACUGAGAUUGUGAAAUACUGUGGUUUGGAUCAGAAAGUGGAUGAGCUGAUCGAGUCUUCAGGCAACCAGGUGACCGUCCAGUUCAGGAGUGUGAUGCACCGUACAGGACGUGGAUUCUACCUGUCCUACUCCACCACUGAACACUCAGAUUUAAUCACUUGCCUCGACAAAGGAUCCGAUUUCCCAGAGGCAGAAUUCAGUAAAUACUGUCCUGCAGGCUGCUUGACAUCUACAGAGAAGAUUUCUGGAACUACACCAAAUGGAUACAGAGAGUCGUCCCCAUUGUGUGUGGCGGCUAUCCAUGCAGGUGCGGUGUCCAAUGCUGCGGGCGGGAAGAUCACCGUGGUGAGCAGCACAGGCAUUCCUCACUACGAGGCAACACUGGCUAAUAACGUCACUUCCACUGUAGGAAUUUUAUCAAAGAAUCUUUUCACCUUCAAAACAGAUGGCUGCUCCGGGACUCUGGGUUUGGAAUCUGGUGGUGUAGUGGACUCUCAGCUCAGCGUUUCGUCCGUUUGGGACUGGAACACCACCGCUGGUGAGCACGUCGUGUGGGGGAAGUCGGGAGCUCGUCUGAAGAAGCCCGGGCUUCCCUGGGCUCCUUCACUCAGCGACCGGCAGCAGUGGCUGCAGGUUGACUUCAGGAGGGAGAAGAGGAUCACAGCUAUUGUCACCACUGGUUCCGACCGGAGCGAGUACCAGUACUUUGUGAAGGCAUACCGGGUUCUGUUCAGUAAAGAUGGCAAGGAGUGGCAUUUCCACAGGGAAACUAAUUCUUCACAAGACAAGAUUUUCCAAGGUAACAUGGACUACCAGGACAAAGUGAGGAAUAACUUCAUUCCUCCAAUCGAGGCUCGUUUUGUGAGGAUAAAUCCCACCUUGUGGAACCAGAGGAUUGCUCUAAAGCUGGAGUUGUUUGGCUGCCUUCCUGGAGGUGGCAGAUCAGCUGUUACAAAACUGUUCACUACCUCCGGUACUGGUUCCACUCCACCUCCUGCGAAGACGAAGCACCCGCCUCACCUCAGCGAAGCCACGCACACGCCAGACAUCAGAAACACGACGAUGCCUCCCCACUGCGGCAAAGAUGUGGUGCUGAUGGCAGUUCUGGUACCGGUGGCAGUCGUGGUUCUGACUGCUCUGAUCUUGACGGUGGCUUGCGUUUGCCACUGGAGGAACAAGAAAAAGAGCGCAGAAGGAACGUACGACAUUCCCUACUGGGAUCGGACAGGUAUGUCACCGCUUUGUCACUUCGAGCCGCGCGUGUGGUUAUAUUGCAGCUCCGCGACUCAUUAUUGGUGUGCUGCAGUCUGGUGGAAAAGCAUGAAGCAGCUGCUGCCCUCCAAGAUGAUGGAGACCGAGGAUUCGGUUCGCUACAGCACCCCUGAGGUCAGCCGGCUGGCGGGACGGAGCGCCGUUCCCAGACUGCACGCUGAACCUGCAGAGUAUGCCCAACCGCUGGUGAGCGGUGUGCCCACACUGGGUGCACGGUCGACCUUUAAACCAGACGAAGGGCCGGAACCGGGCUACUCGGAUCCAGACCUGUAUGACGCUCCCAUCCCACCCGACGUUUACCACCCCUACGCAGAGCCGCUGCCGUCAUCAGGAGCUGAAUACGCGACUCCCAUCGUGGUGGACAUGGGCUGCCACCUGCCCUCCAAAGUGCUUAAUUUUAUGGGCUCUGGGCCCAGCUCUCUGCUCACAUGGACAGACGGCAGCCAUUCUGGGGGGUCUGUCUAUGACACACCUAAAAAUGCCAAUGGUCAGGCCAUGCCCACUCAGGAUCUGACAUAUCAGGUCCCUCAAAAAGUUCCUCCAAAGCCAGCCGGAUGAGCGCCGAACAGGCCAGACGAGCCCAGUUUGGGGAAGGAAAACCCAGCUGGGAGGGUUUCUGAACCUGGCUUUGAGUCUUGAAUGAACACUACCUUUUAGCUUCAGAUUCAGCUGGAGAUGUCUGUAUUUCCUGAACUUUUCUGCAAGGCUACAAACUGCUUGUGUGGUGCCUUUAGAGUCCUAUCACUGAAACUACGAUGAAUGUGUUGGUGACGGAAAGGAGGAAGCUGACUACUGUUUGUGAAAGACUUUGUCCCUGUUUGUGAUGUGUCCACCUGUUCUCUUCUGAAGCUGUGAUUUCCACCCCGAUCGUCUCUCCAUCCAAUCACUGCAUGUUUUAUUACGUCGCUUGCGUUCAAAUCUUUCAGAACUGCACCAUGUCGCCUCCUUAUGGUACUAAUGUUUUAAAGCAUGACUUGAAAUUGUUAAUAGUUGUUGUAAUGACAUCACUGCGAUCCUUUUAGGUCAGACGAUUAUCAGAUUGUUUUAUUUCACAUCCUGCUGAUUGCCGAGCGCCCACCCCCCUCCCCCUUUUCUACCCUUCACUGUUAGCGGAUCAAUCUGUUGCACUGUGAUGGCUGAAAGUAGUUUCUUUUUUAAAAUCUUUUAAGAUAACUUCUGUCAUGAAGUAUUUUACCCAUGAUACCCAUGUCUUUUCCUGAUGGAGACCAAAUCUUGCCUUCUGUGGUCCAAAUCCGUGCCAUCAUCACAACCAUUAAAAAAAAUAGUCUUAAAUUAGAGAAGUGUAAUGUUGUUGCAAAUGGUAGUGUGUGAUUUAGUAUUUAAGUCGGUGUUGCAUCUGUCCUGAAGCGUUCCGAUCAAUUGUUCCCGUCUUCUGUGUUCAUCGGCGUCUGAGUGUUCAACCGUUUUGUGGCUGAAACGUUUAAAUGUCGCACCAGUAAACUGCAUUCCUCUCCUGCGGCACUGAUCUGAGCAAAACACUGGCUGACAGGAAGGCAGAUGGUGGACAAACGUGCAUCAAGCUGCUGCUUAUUGUCACAGAACAGCCACCUCAGCUGUGGGAAGGUGUGCCAGUGAUUGUGUUCAAUAACCACAGAGUGAUUUAUGGAGAUUAAAGUUCCCUGGUUGCAUAAAAUAA
Molecule: messenger RNA, 3524 nt
Organism: Xiphophorus couchianus (Monterrey platyfish)
Lineage: Eukaryota; Metazoa; Chordata; Actinopteri; Cyprinodontiformes; Poeciliidae
Gene: dcbld2
Product: discoidin, CUB and LCCL domain containing 2
Exons: 14
Coding region: 281-2425 (714 amino acids)
Biological process (GO): wound healing
Cellular component (GO): plasma membrane
Molecular function (GO): signaling receptor activity
Source: RefSeq, a predicted model, not a curated record